ACCAACAAGGCGCCGCGCCGUGGCAGUUUAUAGUCAUGCCGCACGCACAUAACUUCACGUCACUGAUUACCUCAUUUUAUCUAUUGUCGAUAUAGUAGAGGAUAUGGGAUAAUGAUUCAGUGAAACGUUCUUACUGGUCAGCCUGCUGAUGGCCAUUAUUUGGAGCAAUAUUCAGAUAGGACUGACUUUUAUAAAUUUUUUUUAAAUAUAUGUAUACAACAUCGGAUUGCUCUUUGAUUUUGUUAUGAUUAAUAAACCAGAAUAUAGGUAUGGAUUAAAAUUAUGUAAGAGAUUCAUAUAACAUAGCCUUUAUAGACAAAAAGGCGUCACAGGCUUGACAAUGAAAAGCUGAUUGGAGAAAGUGUUUCAUCGUUUUACAAGGGCAGGUGAAAAUUGGCCUCGUCAUCAAAAAAGAUCUUUCGCGAGAGUGCUGUCUGGGCAAACUUCUUGGGGGCUGGUACGCUCAUCCUCAAAGUGACAUGCAGGAGUCAUUUAGUCAACUCCACAUGGUACAUUAUGGUACUACAGGGCUCUUUAUAGAGCUUUAUGUUGAGGAUUAAUUCAAAAGAAUUUCAUAGUAAUGUUAAACAUUUGCUGUAUUAAGCUGCAAAACACAGCAGUAGAUAGAUGACGAAUAAUCGCUUAUCAUGCACACUCUCGAUCGGAAAAUUAUGUAAUCGCGAGCAAAUGUAGGUCUGACAAUGAAACUUGACCGGCAUAUUUACACAGUAAACAUGAAGUCGUCGAUAAAACAGACACAGCCUUCCCUCACGUUUUAUUCUAUGUUCUUAUUUGUUCAUGUAGAAGUUUUAACGAUUUACACGUGUCACGAUAAACCAACUCAUCGAAUAGAGAUUCUGAUCCUUGCUGAUGCAACCACUUAUCAUCUGGAGGAACAGCUCCGGACGAUGUAUCGGGUUUCAGAACAUAUUGUAUACCGAUUUGUUUCCUUGGUAACGGCUUGUAGCAGGCGCACUUCGCUUUGGUCGAACUGCCACAAAAUCUACAAGUAAAGCCAGUAAGGUCCAAUCAGACCAGAGAAGUCGGUGGACCUGCAAGAAAACAGAAAAAAUUAAAAAAAGGGAAAAUGUUGCACUCGAAGGCAACAGCUGCUCUGUUGAGGUUGAAGGAGAUAGACAAGAAGUAUAAUAUAAAACGUAACGAGGGCACGAGAGUUCAGAGUAACGUCAGCACUGAAAGUUCUCUGGAAAGUUCAUCUAGAAGUUUGCAAGUCAAAUCUAAGACCUUGAAUGACAAAGAAGAUAGUUCAGCUUUAUCAACACCUAAUGCAGAGACGGAAUUUAGAUCCAAGGCAUUUUCUAAAUCCAAGAUGGAGAUUAAGAUUCCAUUCAAUAACAUAAAAGAUGAUGAAUCUUCAAUCAGUGACAGUGUGACUUUGAAUAAGCUUUCAAAGACAUCCCCUAAAACGAGAUCCAUAAUCGAAAGUAUUGAAAUAGAAGAAGAAAGUAAAGAUUCAAGGUUGAAAGAAUUUCCUGAGAGUCUCUCAAACCUGGAUACGAAUUCCAAAGAUAAGGUUAAAAUCCCCACGAUAGGAUCUCGGGAUUCCCCAAGGAACAAUGAUAAUUCUUCUAUCGCUACAGCGUUUUCCAGGCGCUCAGAUGUUUCUGAAACAAUUUCAGAAGCAGUUAAAUCCGUGAACGAGACUUCCUCUAAAAAAAGCGAUGAAAAAUCGUACGAACCAGAAGUGAAGAUGGCUGAGGACAAUGUCCCGUUAUCGAAUAGCGAUAAUAAAGAAACGACGAUAGAAGAAGUUAUCAGGCUAAUCGAAGAAAAAAGCGAAAUCACCUCUGAACAAUCAAAGACGAUGAACAAGGACAUUUCCAUGGAGAAGAUUUCCUUCAAAGAAGAACAGAAGACUAGAUACGAAGAUGACACUUUCGAAGAAGCUUCUAGUUCCAUUGAAUCAUCUAGUUCUGUUGAACAGAAGCUGGAGAAGAGCUCGGUAGAGGAUACUGUGAUUUCUGGGGUGAAACAUAUUAAGAUUACUCCACACAGGCAGACAGAGAAUGUUCAGAAGACGGUGGUCGACGAAGAUAGAGACAAAGAAAUCGUGGAAUUGAUCGCGCCAAAAAUAAUGCAUAGUACCAGCGAGUGUGAUAUUGGCCUCGACGAGGAGUUAUCGAAUUACGUGAAGAGAACAGAGAACAUGGACGAAGCAGGGCCGAUCAAUCUUCUGAAGCUACCUAAACAAGUAACUCCAACGCGGAGGCACGUUCGUCGAAAAAAGUACCGGAAGUUGCCUAAUGAAAACACAGAGGAGAAAACUGACUCGACUUCUGAACACGAAAGAUUAACAGAACGUAAGGAAAACAGCCAAGAGUCCAUGACAUCCAUAAAAAGUGAAAAGGAUCCGAAGGAAACUUCCUUACCAACGGAGUACGACAGAGGAGAAUUUAUUAACAGAAUAGAAACUGGAAAGUCAAGAACUGAGAUAGAAGAUGGCAGUUCGAAAACGAAUUUCAGUGAAGAGAAACUUCUAAGAGAAACUCCAAAACAGUCUGAUGUUACCUGUACUUUAAGAAAAUUGAAUAAAGAUGCAAUUAAUGCCAUAGUUAGGAGAAGUAGGGUUCAAACCCCAGUAGAAGCUUUAAGUAGCCCAAAUAAACCUAGACCUUGUAAAAAUUGUGGAACUAUAACGAAACUUCCAGUUGUAGAUGCUGUAGAUUAUGACAGUGACGCUUCAUCUCUAGAAAAAUUUAAGACGGGCAAGGAGACUAAUUGUGAUCAAAGAGUUAAACAGAAGAAGACUAAAUGUAAGAAAGUUUCGAGGUCAUCGAAAAAUCGAAAAUCACCAAAUUGUAACAAAGUAGAGGGGAAGUACUCGAGAUUCGAAUGCAGACAAAUGCAUAAUCUGCGGAAGCACGCAGCAAUACUCAGAUUGCAACAAGAACGCGAGGACAUCCGUAAUUACUUGCUGGAGCUGGAAGGCACGCGAUUAGAAUUUGGUCCAGGCAUGACGUCGUCUAAAUUAUCCGUCUUCAAACCGCUUGAAUUUCCAAAAAUCGCAGCAUUUGUAAAGCCUGAUGAGGAGGAUUCAAUAUUUAAGGCCAGAGGUGGGCUUGCCGAAUUACAGAAAAGAAUACUGAUGAUAAAGCAGUGCCUGAAGGAUCAAUACAUUCUUUACAGGGAUUACAGUAGUUUAGCACAGACAGUGAACUCAAAAUAUAUUCCUGCCAGCCUGGAGGAUGCAAAGAGGACGAUUCGCCAGUUACAGAGAGCAACGAUUAAGAGCAGGUGACCGGUCGUUUCUACGAACCUCAUGACAAGAACCGACCAGGCACGUGCAACGUGAUUCUUCUACCAGAGUGAACGGUGUUGUUCCGCGCAGUACUGUGUACUGUGUAUUAUACUUCCUCUGUGAUGGUUGUGCGUCGACUUUUGCUUCGUAUUAUUGUACUAGUUUUGUGAAAUAAAUUUGUCUUGGAAGUGAUCCCAUGCUCAUUGUUAUUUUAAGUUAGGCGAUUCCAAUGAAAUUUAAUGGAUAACUACAAUUGGGAGUACAAGGGCCGACUCAAAGAAAGUUUCAAAUUAACAAUGAAAUUAUAUUUGAAUUUAAUUCUUGCGCUAGAAGUGAUUCACAACAGUUUAGACUAAGUUAUUUAACUACAAAGUAUUUUACUUUAGUUCUAUUCUAUAUUUUGUGUAAUAAAGUUGAUCGAAAUCCAAAUAAAUCCAAAGAAAUCCAAAGAAAUAGGUAACUAAAACUCAAAACUUGUAACUUCUAAUAGAGAGAAUAACAAAACAAAAAGUGCAUUACUUAAAUAACCCAACUGAAAUCUAAUCUAAACUUUGUAAUCCCCAAUGAAUCAACAAUACUAAUUAUAGCUUAUCUUCAAACAAUUCAGGAAUAAAUCGAAAUCGCCCAUUUCAUUCUACAUAAAAUUCCCAUUCACUCUCACAAUAAAACAGAUUUUAAAUCAAUACCAGCCAUCAAUCAUAACUUCAAAGAUUGUUUCAAAAUUCCAUUGUAAUCGAGUCUAUCCAUCAUAGCGCGCUCGAUCUAAAAAAUUUGCAGCUUCCACACAAAAGCGUUGAAACAUCCAGCCGGCAUCUCAGCGAAUCGAUACCACUAUAUCAUGUUGAAAAGGGUCCGGAGAGAGAAGGGCAGACCCUACGCAGCCAUCCACGCUUUGGAGCGUGUGUACGCGUGCGUGUUGCACGCGCACGUGCAGGAGAAGCUCGAAUGAGCGGCGGUGAUGCCGGCGUUCUUUCAUUGACGUGCUGUUCGCUAUAUCCUGUAUUCUUCAGUCCCGAGCGAGCCUCUGCACGCUCGUGAUCACGGAUUUUGUGUUGGUGGUUCCUCUUGAGCAAAACAUUCGAGAACUUAUAAUUUUUGACAGUGACUGAAAAAUAUUUCAAAAUAAAAUAAAUCAUACUUUAGAAGAAUUUGGUGAUUGAAGUUGGAUGACAUCUACGGUUUCCUUCAGAUUGGCCAAUUGCAAUCUUUGUUCUCCGAAGACCCAAGGACGCACUUUCCCUGCUCACAUGGCGGAACUAUUUUUAGAAUAUGGCUGGUAAAAGGAGGAAAGGGCAGCGAGAACACGGUUUGACGAAGCGUUUACUUCGAUUUUCUCCCUUUAACUUGUUGUUUUGUCCGUCUGUCGCCUUCAGGCUAGUCUUUCAUUCGACUGAGCCGCCUUUAUCCUUCUCCGUCGACUGCUGACUAUUUUCGUGCCAGAAACGAAUGCAGCGUCACGGCGCCAGCGUCCGGCUCCCUAGCCAAACAAGAGAAAAUUGUACAAAUCGCGGCGACGUGUAUUUGCAUCGUAAAGUCGCCUCCAAGACAACGCCGCCUUGACUUGACCCUGUACAUAAGGUGUAUAUCAGACUAUGUAUAGGCAAACCCUCAAGGCCUAACUUAUUUUGGUCUCCAGUUUCGUAUUGAUAGAAAACGAGGCCUUUUUAAACUUGGUUACUCACUUAACAAUCAUUUCUCUAGACUAAUUCUAUUAUUAUUACUAAUACUUCUAUUUAAUCCUUCUAUAAUUACUCUAAAAAACAAUUAAUUUGAGAAUUAGAAUCCCUAAAGUAAAGUUAGAUUCACUGUAAACAAAAAAGGAGAACUUUUGUUAAGGAGGAACAGGAAUUAAACUGAUGCUUGAUAAUAAAACUAUGACUCGCGAUUCUGUGGCUUCCCCAUGGUAAACGAAACGAGGCGGAAAUUGAUGGAAAGUCAUUGACAAUGAGUCACUGGCUCCGCUUCAAGGGCUAGGGACGCGGGGGUGCGGAUAAUGUCAUCGCUAGAAUUAAUUUAGUGGUCAUCGGGGUGAACAACCUAGAACAUCAGCUCUGUUUGGCCAAAAAAAUGUUCGUUAAAACAUCUGGAAGCGAUGACGCACUCGAACCUUGAUUAAAAAAGCGCUUCAUCAAAGAAUCUGCGCGUCUUCUUCGCUAAUUACAUUUUUCUGUCCAUCAUAACCUCGAAAUUCAAACCAAAUGGUGUUUCUUGUGUUUUUCUUCUAGUUACAGAUUUUUAUUCCUUUAUGUAUUUAUUAUACUUAUGUAUUUAUGUAUUUAUGUAUUUAUGUAUUUAUUAAGGUGUCCAUGAUUAUUGGAAUAUCAUGUAUGAUGAUCAUGAGGAAAACUUUGUAUGAUAUUAAAUAUGGUCUUGAUUCAAUGAUAAUUAUCUUUUUUCUGAUCAAUAAAGUUUGACUUCUUUUAUCCUGUUUCUUUUUAUGCGUGAGGAUUCGUCAGGUGGUCUUCUCGCUCUUGAUGGCCUCUCGCUUUUAUACCGGAUCACCUUGGGCGAGGAAACCCCUCCCUCAGUUGACUUCAUCUCUGCUAGUGUCCACACGACGCUCGAAUCUCUUUUAAAGGACGAUAAACGCGCUCAUGGUUACCUGAUGCACACCUUGGACAUGUGAUGCCACUCCUCCUGACCCCAAUUUGCGUCCAUUUUUCGUCAUCUGCAAGGAUCACCGAUGUUAGACGCUUUUUUUAGCGGUUAGGGUAACUAAUCUUACCUAGUGCGUGCGUGAGGUCGAUAUGCUCCUUCCGGAA
This is a messenger RNA of Bombus pyrosoma, 6021 nucleotides long. RefSeq lists its product as uncharacterized. Lineage: Eukaryota; Metazoa; Arthropoda; Insecta; Hymenoptera; Apidae. The record is from RefSeq and is a predicted model, not a curated record. The transcript is spliced from 9 exons. Bases 1088 to 3259 code for a protein of 723 amino acids.